Messenger RNA from Dinoponera quadriceps, 3033 nucleotides. Its product is annotated as protein Wnt-1-like. Gene Ontology annotation, cellular component: extracellular region. The transcript is spliced from 8 exons. Lineage: Eukaryota; Metazoa; Arthropoda; Insecta; Hymenoptera; Formicidae. Bases 1285 to 2424 code for a protein of 379 amino acids. The record is from RefSeq and is a predicted model, not a curated record. Gene Ontology annotation, biological process: canonical Wnt signaling pathway; neuron differentiation; cell fate commitment. Gene Ontology annotation, molecular function: frizzled binding; cytokine activity.
ACGCGGCUUCCGAUCGCUCCGUGUUUGUCGCGUUUUUUUGCACGUCGACAGCGCGUUUCGAGUGCCGACGAGUGAUCGAAGUUUCGAAUCCGGCGACGGGUUAUUGUUUCAGCGUGAAAAUCGGCUCGAACGGAUACGAUUGAACGCGAUAUUUGUACUCGACAACCGGUGGCCGACUUUGCAACGAAAACAUGGCGGUCGUUACGCAAAAACGGACAGAAACAGGAACGAACGUGUUCGCGGUUCCUCGAUCGGGCUCGCACAUCCAGGUCUUUCGUGCUUCGGCCGCCGUCAUCGUGUCGGGAUCAUCGGGAGCGGCUCAUCGACGAGCGGCCGACGGAGGAGAGGAGCCGCGCGAUCGUCCGCCGCCUCAUCUCGUGCUACAACGCGGAGAGACGAGGAGCCGAGAGCCCGGCCGAGAGGACGAAUCGUGGCGGAGCGAGCGUACGCCGCUCGCACCGGCGAUGGGACGGUGCGCCGAAAUGCUUAAUUAGCGCGAGUGGGGGCCUUCGGAGGCUCUUCGGCGACGCGACCAAUCGGCGCGGCCGCGAGCGCACGAUGUCUCCGCCCAUCGUGAGAGCCCCGUUGCCCUUUCCGCGUGACUACCGGCCACAGUUCGUACGCGAGCGUUCACGGAGCGUCAUUUCGUGUACGCGUCGAGACGCGCGCGCGUCCUCACGUCGCCUCGCCACCGCUGACCCGCCGCGACACUCUCUUCGCGCGAACGCCAGCAGCCGUUCGAAUCGCCGACGCGACGUCCGUUAAUCUUCCCCUCGCUCUUUCGUCCUCGAGAGAUCGAUCAGAUCCGCGCGAGAUUCGGCGGCCCUCCCGACACGCGUCUUUCGGCGUCGCCGGAAACAUGUAAAAACGCGACAGCGGAGAGAGAGAGAGAGCGAAUAGCAGACGCGGGGAAGGAACUUUCGCGGCGUCAGGGCGAGAACGCCAGGUAGCGCACCGCGACGUUGCCGCGGUAUCGGCGGUCCGCGAUCGCGAGAGAUCGUUCGAUCUAUCGUACUCCCGGCCGUUCGCCGCGCGCUCGUCGACGAUAUUUUCUCUAUCCCGGGGAAACGUGCGAUGCGAAUCGUCGUCGUCGUGCGAGCCGAUCGUCGGCGCAUGUAAGAAUGCGUGGCUGAGGGGGAGAAGGGAGCGUGUACGCGCCGCGUAACCUGCUCUCCGUCCGUCCGUCGCGCUUCCACGAGGGGGAUUCGACUGGGGAGAUUCGGCGGCUCUCUCGGCCGAAGAAGAGGACUCCGCACGCCGGGAACGCACGCACGCUCUCACGUCAUGUCGACGGGCUACCUGCUCCUGCUGAUCGUCGUGUGGCAAAGCGGCGCGCAAGCCAACUGGUGGUACCUGGGGCUGGAGCCGAGGCUGACAUCCGGCACGAUCCAAAGCGGCGGUGCCGAAUCGCAGACGCAGAUCACCGGCGCGGGUGUGAUCGGGCCGGCGAGCGCCGAAAAGACCUGCAAGAGCGCACACCUGACCGUCAAGCAGCAGGCGAUAUGCUCUCGCUCGCCACCCGUCCUGCAGGCGGUGAGCGCUGGUGCCAGGCUCGCCAUCGAGGAGUGUCAGCACCAGUUUAGAUCGGCGAGAUGGAACUGUUCCGUCAGCCCGGAAAAUCCCGAGAACGUGUUUGGCGGCGUCACGUUAGUCAAUAGCCGAGAGGCCGCGUUCAUUUAUGCCAUAUCAGCAGCCGGGGUCGCUUACAGCGUCACGAGGGCCUGUUCCAGGGGCGAGCUCACCGACUGCUCCUGCGACAAUCGAGUGCGAACGCGACGUCCGAACAACUGGCAGUGGGGAGGAUGCAGCGAAGAUAUCCACUUCGGUGAGAAGUUCUCGCGAGAAUGGUCCGACGGCGGCGAGGAACCGGUGAAAGAAGGCGUCCUCCACGGACCGAAAGGGCUAGCUGGCCAGCUGAUGAGGAAACACGAUAGCGAGGCCGGCAGACGCGCCAUUCGCUCUAGGAUGCAACGUGUGUGCAAGUGUCACGGCAUGUCCGGCUCGUGCAGCGUGCGCGUGUGCUGGAGAAGACUGCCGACAUUCAGGGUGGCCGGGGUUGCUCUGGCGGCUUUGCACGAGGGCGCCGCGCUGAUGCGGCUGGCGCAGCGCGGCGGCAGGAGACCGGCGAGGCUCAGACCGGCGCGACCCGAUCUCAAACGGCCGAACAAGACGGACCUGGUUUACCUCGAGGACAGUCCCGAUUACUGCGAAAGGAACGUCACGCUCGGCAUUCCCGGCACGCGAGGCAGAGUGUGCAACAAGACGUCCCUCGGCCUGGACGGAUGCCGGCUGCUGUGCUGUGGCCGCGGCUAUCAGACGCGGGUGCAGAACGUCACCGAGAAAUGCAAGUGUCGAUUCGUCUGGUGCUGUCACGUCAAGUGCGAGCUGUGCCGGCACUCGCGCGAGGAGUACGUUUGUAACUAGGCGCUAGUUGAAUUUGUAUUCCGCUACCGCGGCCUAUCCUAGGAGUACACACACACAUGCACACACACACAGGCACAUACACAUACAUACACAUAUGUAUACAUAUAUAACUUAAGCGUGCGCGCGCGAGAGCGUGCCGCUCUCUCUCUCGCGCGCCCAUGAUCGCCACUUUUGCGUUGUACUGUUAUUAUCGCGUUUUACCGUCAGUCAGCCGACAGCCGUGAGAGGCUACGCGCGUCACGUCGACGCGGUUUUCUCGCCUGACAGUCCGCCGGACGGUCGAUCCCGUUCUUCGGCAACGUCGGCUCGUACGGGCGAGCAGGACGGACGAACAGCGGACGUAUUUCGUCCCGGUGGCUGCGUUCGGCGAAAACAACGGUCGUGCAACCGUACCGAGUAAGAAUUAUCUGUGAUCGGCGCAUGCUUUCAGAUUUAAGGUGUAAGUACCCGGACGCGUACCUAACUCUCUGGACAUCCUUAUUGCUUUGGUCUUUAUCUGUGAAUAUUUUGAACUUUCAACAAUAUGUUACAUAUUCCAUAUAUAUGUGUUAUUCUAUGUUGAAAGUUUAAAUGUUCACAUUUAAAGAUGAAAAUAAUAAGAAUGUUUGG